CUGAACCCUAGGGUGAAUGACGUACAACGGAAGCCUUGGUGGCUCAAUUAUAGUUUGCAGGAAGCUACCCUGGCGGAAAACGCGUGUCUAUGGCAGGGUUAGAAGAAGGUGGAGAAGUAAUAUUCAGACGCGGAGCUGGACAGAGUAGUGAUUCUGAUAUCUGGGAUGAUACCGCGUUGAUUAAAGCAUAUGACAAAGCCGUUUCAUCAUUUAAGAAAGCUCUGAAGAAUGGAGACACAACAGUUGGGCCAGAAAUACCUGAAAAGAAUGCCAGAACUAAAAGAAAAAAUAAUAAAAAGAACAAAAGCAGAAAGAAGGCUAAUGCAGCACCCUUGAAAAAGUGGAGAGUUGGGGAAUCAUGUAAUGCAAUAUGGUCAGAGGACGGCAAUGUUUAUCCUGCCACUAUCUCUUCCAUUGAUGCAAAAAAGGGAACUUGCGUGGUUGUUUACACUGGUUACGGCAACAGCGAAGAACAGAAUUUGGCUGAGCUACGGUUCCCGGAUACCUCUGAAGCAGAAAGUGAUCAAAAGGAUCGAGAACAGGAUAUGAAUGGAGAUACAAGAUCGACAGAUGAAAGUGAUAUGUCCUGUAGAUCAUCUGAAAACAAGGUUCCUCAUAACAGAACCACACCAAAGUCCUCUAAUUGGAACUCUCACUUCCCUCCAGUACCACCUCCAUUUAUGCCUGACAUGGGCAGGCAGGAUAAGUCAAAUGAUGCUCCACCGUCCCUGUUUGGUUGGCCUCCUUCAUUUCCUCCAGGACCUCCUCUGAUUCCUCCUCCCCCUCCAAUGGGCCCAGAUACGUGUGAAGAUGAUGAUGCUUUGGGAAGUAUGUUAAUUGCCUGGUACAUGAGUGGCUACCAUACUGGUUAUUAUUUGGGUUUAAAACAGAGUCGACUUGAAGCUUCAUUUAAUAAAUAUCCUCAUCCGAAGUAACUAAGCAUAUUAUAAUCAACAUGCAUCUCUCCUACGGAGAGGACAUGUCUUUCCAGACCGUUAACACAGAACAGUGAAGACUAAAAGCUUCUGAACCUCGUCUGCCAUUCUGUUUUGAAUUUGGUCACUGUUUAGUAAUAUAUAUCAGUUUUGAUAUUUUGAGCUUUAAUACUAUGAUACUCCUAUCAUAGAAUUGUUUGCUCUAUAAAACAAAAUAUGUAUUUAAAAUGCUGUACUCUGACAACUAUUGUAAGAUAAGUGAUCUUUUUGUUCAAGGAGCAACAUCUGAGCUCUCUGCCACAUUACUUUGUCCUACUGAAAUAUCUGGUUUGCAAAGUUAUUAUUGUGUACUCCAUAUAUAUGAUGUGUAAACCACUCCCAUAAUCAAGAAACCAUAGCAAGCAAAAUGUAUGAAAAGUCCUAUCUCCAUCCAUUCCUGGUUUCGGUAAAGUCACUCCUUACUGCACUCUUGCUUGACUUGACGGCAUAGAUUAACAAAGGCACUGGUGAUGCUGGAGAACUAAAUUUGGCCAGUUUGUGAGGCAUUUCUAGCACCAAACAGUUGCUAAUCUUUGCAUCAAGUGAAUGCAGUGUGUAGUUCAGACAUUGACUACCUAUAGUAAUUGUACCACAGGGAUGGUCAUCGGUUUGUAGGUUUCUUUCAAAUUCCCAGAUUCUGGUUUCUCUCUUAUUAUGGUAUAGUGGUAGUUUUUUUUCUGUUGAAGGGACAUUUUAAUGCAAAUUAAUGGUUUAAUUUGUUAGAGCAUAAUUGUUUGUAUUAUUGUCCCUUUCUAACUAUAUUUUUAACUUAGACAAAAGGUUUAAACACACAGCUAAAUUCAUUAAGAGCCACAAUACAUUGCAGCUCCUAUGCAGGAUGCAGUUGAUAAACAAAGUAGGAGUGGCAUAUGGAUGUAGUCACCAAUCACCAGUUAUGUCCUGCUUAGGAGCUGCAACGUUCUGUGUUGUGUUUGCAGGACUUACGUAACAUUUUUAUUUUAGCACUAGAAUGUCUCUGUCUCUUUAAGCAUAUAGAUCUUACACUGAGGGGAUAGCAUGGUUGUAUAUUUCACAAGGGAAUGAAGGAAAUAUUGUACAGCAAUUACUGUGCAACAGGAACAAUUCAUUCUGCAUGCAAAUGUAGAAAAUUGUUUCAGCGUGAAAUAACUUUAGAAACAAAGUAUUAUUCUUUAGUUUUGGCCAAAAGAUUUUAGUAACUUUUGCUUCUAGUCAUCUAAAACUGACUUCUUUUUUUCUUUUUCUUUUUUAAAUAGGAUUUUUGAUGUUUUCUGGUGUGACUCAUGUUUUGAACUUUCUAGAUAAGGAAUAGUAAUGGUAAAACCUACACAAUUAUAACCUUUCAAACGUAAAGGUUAUGUUACAACAUUGUUAACAUCAUGUUUCUCAUUUUGUUUGUUAGUAUGCCUUUUUUUAUAAGGAACAAUAAAAUUAGCAUUUUCUUCAGAA
Messenger RNA from Bombina bombina (fire-bellied toad), 2402 nucleotides. RefSeq names its product survival of motor neuron protein. Gene Ontology annotation, cellular component: nucleus; cytoplasm. The record is from RefSeq and is a predicted model, not a curated record. NCBI's taxonomy places the organism in Eukaryota, Metazoa, Chordata, Amphibia, Anura, Bombinatoridae. Gene Ontology annotation, molecular function: RNA binding. The transcript has 9 exons. Gene Ontology annotation, biological process: mRNA processing. The coding region runs from base 90 to 935 and encodes 281 amino acids.